AUGGCUCGACUGUCAUCGACGUCACCGUUCACCGCCGGCGCAUCCCCCGAGAAGGGCGCGGCCGAGCUCAGCCAACUCCUGCGACGACUCGACCACGCGAUCCUCCAUGCCGACCAGGGCCGCGAGCGCAGAUUACGGGCCAGCGAAUUUGAGCGAGCGAGAUUGAACUCGAACCUCGAAUAUGCCCGAAGUCUUCUUACUAGAGUCGAGCAGGAGGCGCUACACGUCAAGCUGCUCUCCCGGAGGCAGGAUAUGCAGGUCGACCUGAACCGUAAACGUGAACUUCUUGAAAGGCUGGUGGAUAGGAUGCAUGAUCUCGAACAGUUACACGAGGAUGAGGAUGACAACAGCUCAGAUGGAGAAGACAUCCUAGCCGAUAUCAUUCCGACACCGAGCGAAAGCAUGGACUCGCGAUCAACAGACAUACCCACAGACAACACCCCCGAAGACGACGACGACGACGACGACGACGAAGAACCAGAAAUACCGGACCUGCCUCCACCCGUAUCGGCUAUCCCCAGAGACCCGUCAGAGCCGCCAACGGCACCAGCACGAUCAGCAACAGAACCAUCACCAGCGCCGCAAACACGCACGACCCCCGACUCGGGCGGCACAACAACAACGCAGACCCUCCGCUCCCGCGGCCCAGCCCGCCCAGACUCUCCAUCAGCAACGACAACAGCCACAGCCCGCGCAGCCCUCUUCGCGUCCCGUCGCUCCAACACGAUGAAAUCCUCCGCCUCGGGCCCCGCGUCGUCGACGGCGACAGCCGAGGCGAUCCUGGACCACCAGCGCGCGGAGCAGGACGCGCUGUCCGAGUCGAUCCUCAAGAUGGCCAGCGCGCUGAAAGCCAGCUCGCAGAAGUUUUCGAGCACCCUCGAGCAGGAUAAAGGCGUGGUGUCGCGCGCGGCGGACGGGAUGGAUAAGACGGAGAGGUCGAUGGACGCGGCGAGCCGGCGGAUGGGUACGCUAAGGAAGAUGACGGAGGGGAAGGGGUGGUGGGGGCGGAUGAUUUUGUAUGCUUGGGUGUAUGGGCUCAUGGUCGGCUUGAUUUUGUUGGUGUUUGUGAUGCCGAAGCUGAGGUUUUGAGGGUACAUGGUAAAAGGGGGAUGGAAAAUGCCUAUUACCUAUGCUCAAGAAGAGGUUCAAGAUCGGGUUUGACAUGUCUACAGGGGCGUUGGGAUAACAAAGAGGGCUCCGUCUGCGAAUUGGAUGCGAGGGGGCAUGGCAUAAGCGGCACUACCAAAUGCAAAGAUGGCCUUUUUCUUUGAUUCAAAGAUUUUGCUCAUUCUAUCCCUUCAAGCUUACUGGUAUACUAAACUACCCCGUACCCAGAAACUACAUCAAACACCAACCCAAGCCGCACAAAAGACAAAAGCCAGCGCAGCAAACCCCAGAAUAAGGCCGCGUUGUACACUCCCCACUGACGCCGACUGUCCCAGCGCCAAAGCAGGUGAAGGCGAGGGCGGAACCGCAAACGUAGAGGUCUUGAUCGGUCUUGACGACGAAGACGCCGAGGGUGUCGCCGUCGUCGGGGUAGCGCAGGGCGU
Colletotrichum phormii is the source of this 1550-nucleotide messenger RNA. RefSeq lists its product as uncharacterized. The record is from RefSeq and is a predicted model, not a curated record. Bases 1 to 1089 code for a protein of 362 amino acids. Gene Ontology annotation, molecular function: SNAP receptor activity. Gene Ontology annotation, biological process: retrograde vesicle-mediated transport, Golgi to endoplasmic reticulum. NCBI's taxonomy places the organism in Eukaryota, Fungi, Ascomycota, Sordariomycetes, Glomerellales, Glomerellaceae. Gene Ontology annotation, cellular component: SNARE complex; endoplasmic reticulum. The transcript is spliced from 3 exons.